CAGCCUGCAGAUGACUGAUGUCUCUUCCUCUUCUCCCAGAAUUGGAUUCCUCGGUGUCAUCAGUCAAUAUCUUGAAGCACACGCACCACCGAGCCUACUGGGCGGAGCAGCAGGACAGGCUGCCACUGCCCCUGAUGGAACUCAUGGUGAAUGAAGCCCUGGAAAUCCUCACCAAAGCCCUCCGGAGCUACCUCUCCGCCUUCGGCGAGGAUCACAUUCUGACCCAGCAGCUGCAGGGACAAAUCGAGGAUCUCAAGAAGCAGCGGAACGGGAGGCAACAAGUCCCGGAACCCUGAGAGCACCGCCUCAGGCUCGAGGGACUGCCCACCUCCAGCCCCGGCCCCGGUCCCGGCCCUGCGUGGAGACCUAUCCAUGUGGAAUUUGAACCCUAGAGAAAUAAAAGUCUGUGCAAGGUCUGUGAGUCAGUGCGUGGCUGUCUGCGUGAGGCGGACGCACGUGGCCCCGCCUUUCCCCAUGACCUUCACUCGG
Messenger RNA from Myotis davidii, 489 nucleotides. It is a transcript of the gene CATSPERZ, whose product is annotated as testis expressed 40. Gene Ontology annotation, cellular component: sperm principal piece; CatSper complex. Gene Ontology annotation, biological process: flagellated sperm motility; sperm capacitation. The coding region runs from base 18 to 296 and encodes 92 amino acids. The record is from RefSeq and is a predicted model, not a curated record. Gene Ontology annotation, molecular function: protein binding. Lineage: Eukaryota; Metazoa; Chordata; Mammalia; Chiroptera; Vespertilionidae. The transcript is spliced from 3 exons.